Planococcus citri (citrus mealybug) is the source of this 2302-nucleotide messenger RNA. RefSeq lists its product as uncharacterized. The transcript has 2 exons. Lineage: Eukaryota; Metazoa; Arthropoda; Insecta; Hemiptera; Pseudococcidae. The record is from RefSeq and is a predicted model, not a curated record. Bases 453 to 1418 code for a protein of 321 amino acids.
UUCGACGACACACACAACUGUACCGGUUCACGUGCUCACGUAUUCGUAUUGUCUUCAUUAGCUAUACCUUAUCUAGAACUCUUGUUUCGUACAUGUUUUUAGUGGAAUUUUAUAUUUAUGUGUCGUACAUUCGUGUUCGUUAAAAUUAAACUCGAAUUGCUCUCAUUUUCUAAGAUAGUGGCAAAAGUUUAAUUAAAGUUUGUGUCAAAUUCACCAUCCAGUUCGAUCUGAUGAAGCUAUACAUUUGGCGGGAGGAGUGCACGAAUCUUUUCGAGGUAAUUUCAAUUUUCUAAGUUUUUGGAAGAACUACAUAAAAAUGGCUGGAAUCACCUCGGACGUGUAUGAUAUUUUUCAACCAACUCCAGUACCGUUGAAAGAACUAUCAGCGAUCGCCGUUAGCCUCCAAGUAUGGCGCUUCAAAGUGAAAGAAUAUCGUAACAAUAGCAAAUUGAAUGUGUUCUACCCAUCGAGUGAACGUAUCGUACUUAUCUAAAACCAUGCUGCCUGAUUUACCAUCCACAAUUUUUCCCACGAUCGAUAAAUAUGUGACAAGAUUCGGGCUUUCGAUGAAAAGUUGGCUGAAACAGCAUCAUAAUAGAAUAUUCUAUCAUUAUUACGAGAACCAGAACUCAGUUUUGAAAUUAUUCGAUGAUUUCGUAUGCGAUUACACCGGCGCUAUUGAUUAUCUGAGAACAGCCCGACGCAUGAUGUGUUGUGAUCGACUUGAUCGGUAUCAAAAGUUUGCAAUUGCUUGUACGUAUUUCUUCGAAUACCAUAUCAGAGGACUUUGGCCGUUGGUAUCUGUAAAUAUGAUCCCUUGUUUGGAUAAAAUUGAUUUUUAUAAAAGCCCGCAAUGGUACUACUGGAUUUAUUGUCUCCAAAACGAAUUGGAUGAGAUACCAUGUACUGAACUCGAUAUCGAAGAGGUUGAGUUAAUGUUGAAUGAAUUCAUGCCUCACAAUAGACCAUCGAUAGAGUAUUUUUGGAAUCGUUUACCGUCAGAGAAUCGAAUGCAAACAGCUGUCCAUAUUUUCAAGACAGAUGCGCCAUCUUUUUUUCGGUUCAUUUUACAAAAAUUCGACGAUCAACAGCUCGACGAAUUUGUUAAUGAAAACGAUUGUCACGAGCUGGUCAUUGGUUUAUUUAAAGAUGGUCUGUACGAUGAAGAGUGGAUUCUGUCAAUGUGGAUGUACGUUCAAAGAGUAAUGAACGUAGAUACGUUUAUUGAGGUGGUGGAAGGAAUGUUACAAAGCGAGGCUAGGGAGCCUCUUGUGGAUGAAGUGGAUUUCAAUGAUUGUAACGAUAAACGUCCCAAACCCAAGAGUUGGGGUGAUUUGUGUCGUGAAAUUUGGACAAUACCACCUAUAGUAAAAGGCCUGAGCGCUGAAUCGUUAUCACCUUCUGACGUCACACCUUAAGGGGACUCGAUUGUGUUUACCAUUUGAAUUUUAACGUAUGAUUAAAUGGCGAAUUCGUGAAAUUGAGUAAAACUUUCGUUGAAAAAGUUAUUAAAAUGAUAAAUAAUUAAUUAAAUUCGUUCUAAAAUGUGGUACAGUGAUGAAAUAUUGUUGUUUUCAAUCAUUGGUGGUGUUGGUUUACUUUCUUUUUGUACAAAAACGAAUUUUUCGCAAUCUGUUGUGUUGUGUGAUUUGAACAUGUAGAUAUCAAGUGAAUUGAAAAAUGAAAACUAAUGUGUGUAUGUGCUUGUGUUUUACUCUUUACUGGAAUAAUGUCAUAGUGAAAUGAAUAGACCUGAACCAUAAAAUCUACAAUGCGUUUUAAAUCUGCAUAUUAUUGAGUACAACAAUCCAAUCCAACUACAAAGUGAAAGUACAAUGGAUAAUCUAAUCAAGAAACCAUUAACGGCAUUAACCAUCAACAUCUCAAAACUGAAACCAAUAAUUAGCUGAAAGUGUUCUAGUCAUUAAUUUAUCACUCAAGUUGGUUAUCAUCAAUCACAUUGCUGCUGAAGAAACUGUGUGGUUUUCCGUUUUUUACCUGUGUAGUUGAAAUGGAAAUGGAAUACAUCGGAAUAGAGUGUUGAUAUCAUUCAAUUUUUGUGGGAUUUUGAUGAAUUAAGGAUUAUUUGACAAAUAUUUCAUUCGAUUUCACCAGUGAGUUGUAUAAUAUCCUUCAGAAGGUAUAAUUUUGUCAAGUUUAUGCAUUAUUUUCAUCUUUAAUGUUGAAAAACAAUGUUGUUUAACCUCGUUUUUUUAUUUUUGUUUUCAUUUAAAUCAUUCGUAGGUGAUCUUAAAUUCAUUAUGCAUGUGAAUAAAAUAUGAAAAAUAAAAUUUUCACCGGA